AUGCUGAUCAGAGCCGGAUCAAUCAACCACGACAGAGGAGGAAUGCUUCUUUCGGUGGCCGAACUGGUCAAACAUCCACGGUUUGACUAUUCCACCAAGGAUUACGAUUGUGGAUUAGUUCGUCUUGUUGAGCCCUAUCCGGAAGCCAUAACGGUGACGUUGAAAUCCGGCUCGAAACGAUUUCCGCCAGGCGAAAUGUGUACCGUCACCGGGUGGGGCAAAACGUCCUACGGGAGUGACAGCAAGCGAUUGUUGAAGCUGGAUGUUCCCUUAGUUAAGCAAAGUACCUGCCGGGAGGCUUAUAUUAUCGACGAUUUGACCAAACGGAUGUUGUGUGCCGGAUAUGCAGAAGGAGGACGUGAUGCUUGUCAGGGCGAUUCUGGGGGACCUCUUCUGUGUCGCUCAGUUCAGGUUGGAAUCAUCUCUUGGGCCAGUGGAUGUGCCGAACGAAACAAGUACGGUGUAUAUACUGACAUAUCGGUCGUGAGAAAGUGGAUUCGUAAUAUAACGAACGUAUAA
Uranotaenia lowii is the source of this 519-nucleotide messenger RNA. RefSeq names its product trypsin-7-like. Bases 1 to 519 code for a protein of 172 amino acids. NCBI's taxonomy places the organism in Eukaryota, Metazoa, Arthropoda, Insecta, Diptera, Culicidae. The record is from RefSeq and is a predicted model, not a curated record. Gene Ontology annotation, molecular function: serine-type endopeptidase activity. Gene Ontology annotation, biological process: proteolysis. The transcript is spliced from 2 exons.